AAUAAGGGGUUUAAGCAGUUUUUUUCUUUCAAGGGGGUUUUGUCCAUUUUACAGAGAGAGAAAAACAGAACAAAGCAGCAGAAUUUAGGAGAGAAAAAUUCUGUAGAAAUUGAUAUAAAAUUCAUUUAUUCUUUUGUAUUUGAUCGUUGCUUCGGCAGUGAAGUGAAAUCUGGGGGUGAGGCGCCUUUGUGUUUGAUAAAUCUACAUCUUUAUGUUUGCUGAGUUAUCAUUUGUAUGCGAUUGUGAGAUAUGAAGUUGAAGAAGGGGCUUGAUCAUGGUCUUAAUGGAUUCCACGUUGCCACUAUUCCCAAGGCUCCCCGAUCAAACAGGAGAAGGGCAGUUCAACAUAUGAAGACAGAUGAGGAUGAUGGGAUCUGUCCUUUUGAAUUGUUGGCUUCUUUAGCCAGAAAAUUACUGCAGGAGUCUGAGGGUUCCAGUGCUUCAAGUAAUGCUUCUGGAAAGGAUCGCACUGCCAUUGAUAAAGAUGCUAUUAAAGAUGGAUGUCAAUUUGAAGAUAAACCAUUGAAAAAAGAAUGCCUUGAGUUGGGAAUCUCUGAAGUGAGUGCAGUCGUCUCUCAGUCAGCGUCACAAAAUUGUGACUACAAGCGCUCAUUAAAUGAGUUCCCACUUCCCAAAGAUGAUGACAUCUUGGAACACACUUCAAAAGUUAUUGAUUCUGGUUUCUCAGGCAAAGUAGGUGGUAAUGCAAUUUACAAAAGUAAUAUUAUAAAUGUAAGUCUUCCAAGUAAAGUGGAGGGAGGCUCCCCAAAUUUUAGGGAGUCAUUUUAUGAUGGCAUGGAGAAUGUGGUUGAGCAACAGCUGGAGACUAAAGGUAUGGAGAAAGGAGGUCUGAAUAGAGCAGAAACAAUCUGUUCAAGGGAUCCAACAGAACUACGAAUGACAUUUCCAUUGUUGAUCAAGUCUGACAGAGAUGUCAAAUUGCCACCAUGCAGGAACUCUGUUCCUAAUUUCCUGUUUUCAAGGCAUAGGAAUGCCUAUAAUAAGUUAGCUGUUAGAGAUUAUGACGAUAAUUUAUCUAGAACCAACAAAGUUAGCAACAAGUUAAAGGUAUAUAGGCCAGUGACACUUAUUGGAGACCGAAGAAUAAGGAAGUUGCGAACGUCUAAAUACUGGAAAGUAGCUCCAAAAAGGAAGGACUUAGAAUUUUCUAGAGCUGAUGGUGGAGUAAAACCUCUAUAUUGCAAGAGGAAAGCUUACAACCAUGAGAGAUGUCAGAAUGAUGCUCUUCGUAAGAGGAGGAAAUUUCAUGAUCGCAACUCAGUAGAUACUUUUGAUGGGGGAUUCAGCAGUGAAAGUGUUGCAAAUUCUCCUGAGAAGGGGAGGAAUGGAGACAAAAGAUGCGUAUCCUCAAUAUCCCAUGGAGCAAGUGGGGUGACAUCUUCAGUUGCAGUUCGUCAAGCAUCUCUCCACUCCAAGGAUUCUAAUGUUAAGUUCAGCAUUAAAUCCUUCAAGGUUCCUGAGAUAUUUGUAGAGGUCUCAGAAACUGCUACUGUUAGUUCACUAAAGAGGACAGUAAUGGAUGCAGUGACUGCUAUACUUGGUGGUGGACUGCAUGUUGGAAUACUUCUUCAUGGGAAGAAGAUUAGAGAUGACAACAGAACUCUGUCACAAACUGGUAUAUCUUCUGAAGAUAGUCUGGAUACUCUGGGAUUCACUUUAGAGACCAGUACUGUGCAGGUCCCCCCAUCUCUGUGCUCUGCUGAUCCUCCGCUUUUGUUACCAUGUGUUAUACCCCAACCUGCACCAAGGUCUCCAGUGACUCCUACUUUAGAUUCAGCUAUUCAUAAUGCCUUACCUGACCCUUCUCCUACCAGUGAAGACAACCAUGUAGAAAGAAAUCAUGAAGCGCUGAUCCCCCACACUGACUUAUUAACUGACAUGACUUUGCCAGAUUCCAGAGCUAUAGUUGCUGUUCCAACAAUUAAAGUUGAGUCACUAGCUGUUGUUCCUGUAAACCAGAAAAUUAGGCGAACUGACAUUGCACAACGUCGAACCAGGAGACCAUUUUCUGUAUUAGAAGUAGAAGCACUAGUGCAGGCGGUCGAGGAACUUGGAACUGGGAGGUGGCGUGAUGUCAAAUUGCGAUCUUUUGAGAAUGCAGAUCAUAGGACUUAUGUGGACUUAAAGGAUAAAUGGAAAACACUGGUUCAUACUGCACGAAUUUCUCCUCAGCAAAGAAGGGGAGAGCCUGUACCCCUGGUGUUGUUGGACAGAGUCUUGGCUGCCCAUGCAUACUGGUCUCAGCAUCAAGAAAAACAGCAAGGCAGGCAUCAGCCUGGAAUUCUGAGAAUUGAAGCCUAGACUGGGGAAGAUGGAGUACCUGCUAUCUAAUUGUGAUGAUGUAAAAAGAAAGGUAAAUUGUUGACAGGAACAGUGAAAAAUGAAAACUGUACAAAAUUUAUUCAAAUUUAUGUAAUGUUCUCACACUCACGUGAUUCAUGGCCGACUAUGGCGUUAAGUUUAACAUUUGUAAAUGAUUUGGUGAAAUAAGAUCAUUCUAACCAAACUCAUGGUGUUAUUUUUUAUUUAAUUUAUUCAAUUGGUGUAAUUCAUAUUUGUUGAACUUUUGAGGAAUGAAGAAUUAGAAAAGCUAAUGCAGUUUUACCUUCUUUUUAA
Molecule: messenger RNA, 2637 nt
Organism: Mangifera indica (mango)
Lineage: Eukaryota; Viridiplantae; Streptophyta; Magnoliopsida; Sapindales; Anacardiaceae
Product: telomere repeat-binding protein 4-like
Exons: 10
Coding region: 250-2322 (690 amino acids)
Molecular function (GO): protein binding
Source: RefSeq, a predicted model, not a curated record